UUAUCUUCUUGACUAGAACUGAUAAGAUCCAACGCUAUGAUGUAUUUUUUAUCAUGACCUUUGGAUUUAUUCUUCUUUUUUCCUUUGGUGGGAUCUGCUUAGUUUGUUGUGCCGCACUGGGAAAACAGUCAUGUUGUAUCUCCAAACUGCAUACAAGGCCACAGAGAUUUUGGCUGUAUUUCUUUGUGGAAUGCUGCAACAUGAGGCUGCUAGGUUUUCUCUAUGCCUCCUUUGGUGGGAUAACAGAGAUUCCUGGUGGUUGGUUUCUGGGCUUGCCAAUGUUUCUGGGUUUGAUAAUAUUCCCUGUGUUACGAUGUUGUGAAAGGAGAAGAUUUGGUUUCAUAUGCUGGAUUGUUACCAUGGUGUCUGUAGUCCUCUUUUAUAUGUUCAUAUUGCUUGUUUUCAUGGGUCUAUUUCAAGGAAGUAGUAAAGAGGGUCCGGGAUGGUUGGCUCUUUAUGUUUUGCUCCAUCUUCUGUCAGUGCUUACACUCUUCAAGCAUCCAAAACAAGUGCCAGAAUUACCACAUGCCAUUGUGUACAUCUUUGGGGCAGCUGGUCUCAGUGCGCUGAAUUCUAUUUUCUUGACAACAGAGCUUAUUCUCAAAGCAGUCUCAGAAACUGGGCAGAGAACGCUGAUAGAUCUACGAGUUUUUGUGCUACCCUGUGAGUGUGUUUUUGUUGCCGGUUGGAUUCUUCUGCAGAUACAUGAUGCCUGGACUCGGAAUAAGCACAUAUACAGUAUCAUGCAAUAUCAUGCAAUGUAAUUUCAUUUUUAGAAUACAAAUGAACAUUCUACCCAUGGAACGGUCUCAGGUAAAUACAAUCAUUUUAUACAACAGUUUGGUCCUGUCUGGUCUGGUCAAAGUGAGGGAAAAUGGAGUACAUAAAGUAGAGGAAGUGUUUAGUAUACUGUAGUUUGGCCGUACGUGCUGUUAUGUUGCUAAAAU
Molecule: messenger RNA, 947 nt
Organism: Sardina pilchardus (European sardine)
Lineage: Eukaryota; Metazoa; Chordata; Actinopteri; Clupeiformes; Clupeidae
Exons: 10
Coding region: 54-764 (236 amino acids)
Source: RefSeq, a predicted model, not a curated record